UCUUUGGAUGCACCAUUCCGAUUUGAAAUCAGUUGGUUCGUUUGCACGUGUUUGGAGAUCGACUUAAUAGAAGAUAUUUAACUACAUUUAACAGCAAAUUAGUGUUUACUUACACCAUGGAAGAAGACGUUGGCGUUAAAGUAACAGUAACAAGACUGAGACGGCGGAUGUCUGUGGAACAAUCUGAAGAUGGUGGGUCCCCGGCACCCUCAACACCAACCAAGAAGCGUGGGGGGAGGCUGGCAGCCAAACCACAACUGGAACUCAUUGAUGAAAAUGCCCAAGUGAGCAGUCCCAGAAAGACCAGAAGGAAGUCCUUAGCCACAGAGGCUGAAGAGAAAACGAUCACACCAUCUAGGAGGAGCGCCAGAAUCAAGUCCAACAGCAGCAUUGUGUCAGAAACACUGUCGGUGACAGCAACAGACUCUCCUAGAGCCAAAAGAGCCGCCCGGAGAAACUCGCAAGCUGGAAGUGAUAAUGAUGGCCCGGCAACUCCCGUCAGGCAGACGAGGAGAACUAGAAAAGAUUCCACUUCAAGUGUCGAGAACCUUGGUACUAUAUCCGUCCCGUCACCGCGGUGUUGGUCAGACAUCAUCGGGGUGGCGCGCCCGGAUCAAGUAAUACUGCCGUUGGCGGCGGAUACCAGCAGCCAUGAAGAGACCAGCACCGUGAUCAAACCACUACCAGUAGCAGAAAUGGUAAUUGAAGAAGAACCAGAGAAUGAAGUCCAAAAAGCAGAUAACAAAUCUAACUCACCCCUUUCUGCAGCUGAUACUGAGGAAUUGUCCCCCAACAGUGCAAGAAAAAGUAAACGACUUUUAGAAAAAAGAAACAGAAGAAGUGGAUCAUAUAAAACGAACCAGGACUCAAGUACUGUAGAAAAUGAAAGCUUAAACAUUUCUAUUGGAAAUAAGGAAGCUGAUUUAGUAUCCCAAGAUUGUCCAUCAAAUAAAUCGGUCAAAUCCAAAGAAUCGAAUGACGAUCUUUCUGAGUCUAAUAUGAGCUUGUUGAAAAAAAUUGAAACUGAAUCGAAAAUAAAUACAUUAAAUCACAACAAAAGCACAUCAGCUUUAGAUACUGCUGCAAAUGAUAAGACUAAGAGAAUUAGAACAGAAUCAUGGCCAGCAGUCAUAAUAUCUGAAAAAGACAUUAUUAGUUUCAGUGACAAUGAACUCUCUAAGAAACGUAAAGGAAAAUCAAGUAGAAAUACUUCCGGAUUAAAUGUUACAGAUAGCCCUAAGAUUGACAAAUCCAAUACAUCCAUAACUGAUAAAAAUACUUCACACUCAUUUUUAGACACAUCUUCAAAAAGGAAGAAAAAGAAAGGUGACACUAACAGUGAAGAUAAUUCAAAACCCUCUGAUGAUAGUAACAUGUUGCAAGUGCUAGCCCCGAAAGAAGACAUCAAUACUACUAAUGAUAUUGCCAGUGAAAAAUCUGACAAUGGAGAUGAUAUGGCAAAGUUAUUUGAAAACACGCCUGGCAAUGUGCAGGCCACAGUAUAUUUCGAAGAUUCAGACUCAAACAGUGUUGGCGCCCCAACUAAUAAAAUUGAACAUUUAGAUAGUGAAGAUCAAUGUGUUCCUGAAGUAAAACACGAUUUCCAAGAAAAAAAUACACCUAAUGAACUUAACGGAAAUGAUAAUAUUAUUCUAUCAAAUCAAGUUGAUAUAGAAAAUGUUCCUAGCGCUGAGAUAAGUAUCCCGAAAAUAAUUUGUGAUGAUGUUAACGACAGUUGUGAGCCAAUGGAUAUUGAUGAAACCAUUCAUGAAGAAAUUUUACAGAAAUCUUUGGAAACAACACAACAGUCUAAUAAAUCUUUCAAUUUGUCAAAACAUAGUAUUAUAGAAGAUACUAAUGGCUCUAAGAGAAAAUCAUCAAUUUCAAACUCUGGUACAAACACUCCAGAUUUGUCGAUAAAUGAUAAGAGGAAAUCGUCAUUAUCCAACUCUGGUGUAAACACUCCAGAUCUAUCGAAAGAUAACAAGAGAAAAACGUCAAUAUCCAACUCUGGUACAAACACUCCAGAUUUGUCGAAAAAUGAUAAGAGUAAAUCAACAAUUUCAAACUCUGGUGUAAACACUCCAGAUUUGUCGAAAGACAACAAAAGAAAGACAUCAAUAUCCAACUCUGGUACAAACACUCCAGAUUUGUCGAAAAAUGACAAGAGAAAAUCAUCAAUUUCAAACUCUGGUGUAAACACUCCAGAUUUGUCAAAUGACAACAAGAGAAAGACAUCAAUAUCCAACUCUGGUACAAACACUCCAGAUUUGUCGAAAAAUGACAAGAGAAAAUCAUCAAUUUCAAACUCUGGUGUAAACACUCCAGAUUUGUCAAAUGACAACAAGAGAAAGACAUCAAUAUCCAACUCUGGUACAAACACUCCAGAUUUGUCGAAAAAUGACAAGAGAAAAUCUUCAGUUACAGACUCUGGGACUGAUACUCCAGAUAAAACCAAAAUUGAUAAAAGAAAAUCAUCAAUUUCAAACAGUACUGCACACACUCCAGAUUUAUCUAAAAAUAAUACUACUAACAAUAAAAGCACGUUGAUAUUAUCCCAAUUAAAAGACAUAUCCUCUACCUCGGAUAACGUCAAGUCACCUAAACAACCAACAAAUGAUUUAUUAUCGAAAUCAGACAUUAAUGAAAAAAGUAAGAAGAAUAAAAUAUCAUCUAAAGGCAAUCUUUCUUUGAAUGAUGUUAAAGGAACACCAAAGCAAAACGCUAUUCCAAAACUGACAAUGCAGACUAGUACUCCUAUUACUACACAACAGCUCGGUAUCAAAACAAAAACAGAAGAACAAAAGCAAGAAGGUACAAAGAAAAAUAAAUCUAACUUUUCCGAAUCGAUUGAUGAAACUGAUUCUUCAGAAGAGGACAGUGAUAAUGAUGAAUCUUAUGCACGUUCAGUUGAAAAGAAUAAACACAUUGACGAUGAAGCCGAAGAAGCAAGUGAUGACUACGAAUCGGGGGACAGUCAAGAUGAAGAGGACAGAAGGUACGAAGAAGAGAAUGAAAUUGUACAACGAGGCGAAACUCUAACCUCAGAUGACGAUAUGUCUAAUGACACUGAUUAUGAGAAAGAUUCGUUUGUAGUAAGUUCAGAUGAAGAUGAUAAUGAGUUGCUUUCUGGCUCUGGAGAUGACCUCUCAAUGAGUGAUAAAGAACUGACAAUGAGCAAGAAAAGCAAGAAGAAGUUUAAUGAACGUAAAUUAAAAGAACAAAAGAAUGCAUCUAGAGAAAUGUUUGAAUCACGCCACAAACUAAACUCUUCGGAUCAAAAAUCGCCGACUCCUAAAACCAAGAAAAAUCGAAUGAGAAUAGACUCGUCCUUAUUAGCAUCUGAUGAAGAAGUAGCAGUUAACCCUAAGAAAUCCAAUCGCAUGCGUUUGGAUUCUACUCUCAACGAAAGUGCCAAACUGGAAGAUACCAAUGUGUCAUUGAACAAAAGCAUUAAGAAUAAGUCUAAGCAAGGCUCUGCUCUUGAUACCAGUGAAAGACAAGUAGAUACCAAUUUAUCGCUCAAAAAGAACAAGUCUAUGCAUGACUCUGCUACUGAUGAAAAGGAAAUAACAGUCUGCAGUGCCAGCACCAUAGACAAUGCGGAUCCCUUGCAAGUGCAUGUAAAACAAGAACCUAAGACACCCCAAAAAGAUAUGAACAUCUCUGUUGUUCAGUUCACUGACCGGGAAGAAAUCGAAAAUGUACAAAUAACAGAAGGCCAUUCUAUUAUGAACCAAACUGGUAAGGACCCGUUACAAGCUACGAUGGCUUGUGAAGAUACUUCGGACAGUAGUGAAAAUGAAGAGAUCUUGCAGAAUUAUGACUCUGUACUGAAUGAACUAAACAAAGACAAGAAAACUAAAUUCAACAAAAACAAUGUUUCUUUGAAUAGUGGCAAUACAACUAAAAGAAAUCAAGUUGAGCCAAUAAUCGAUCAAUUGAACUUGACCCAGACUAAAAAAUCAAAGAAAAACAAGGAUACCAAGGGAGACGUUUCAGAUUCAAAAAUAGUUAAAGUUUCAAAGGAAAAACAAGAAACAGAUAAUGAAGACUCCUCUGAUUCAAUCGACCUACAGUUACUGUUUUCUGAAGAUAAUUGUGGCAGUGACGAUGAACAGAUGUCGCAGAAAAACAAGGCAGAUGACGACAGUAUGUUUAUCCCACUAAAAAAGACCCCUGGAAAAACAAAUAUUCGGGAAAGUAUUGAAAUGAAUGCAUCCCAGCAAGAUACUACUCUAAACGAAAGUAGUAAAAAGAAAAAGAAUCGAAAAUCUUCAGUAGGACCAGCAGAAACAGUUGAUGAGCAAGAUAUCAACUCAUCAGAACAGGACGUUAAUCUGAAUGUAAGCACCAAGAAGAAAAAGAAACAUUCCAUAUCAGAAGCCGCUCUUGAGGAAUCUCAAGAUAUAUCGAGUGUUUCCAUGAAUGAAAGUGGUAAAAAGAAGAAAAAGAAACAAUCUAUAUCGGAGCCCACUGAAGAGGAGGCCAAAGAUACUUUGAACAUCUCUAAAGAUGUUAACGUUUCUAUGAAUGAAAGUAGAAUAAAGAAGAAAAAGAAACAUUCUAUAUCAGAGUCCGCAGAAGAGGAGGCCAAAGAUACUUUGAACAUCUCUAAAAAUGUUAUUUCAAUGAAUGAGAGUGGAAAGAAGAAGAAAAAGAAACAUUCUCUGUCAGAGCCCGCCGAAGACGACACUCAAGAUACUUUAAACACAUCUAAAAAUGUAAACAUUUCUUUGAAUGAAAGCGGAUUAAAGAAGAAAAAGAAACAUUCUGUGUCAGAGCCCACUGAAGAGGAAACUCAAGAUACGUUGAACAUCUCUAAAACUGUUAACAAUUCUAUAAAUGAAAGUGGAAAGAAGAAGAAAAAGAAACAUUCAGUGUCAGAGCCCGCUGAAGAGGAUACUCAAGAUACUUUCAACAUCUCAAAAAAUGAAAGUGGAAAGAAGAAAAAGAAACAUUCUAUAUCAGAGCCAACUGUAGAGGAAAAUCAAGUAGGUCCUGAUGCUGCAGACACUGAACUUAAUGAAAAAACAAAGAAAAAGAAAAAACGCAAGUCUUCCUUAGCUACAGAACCUGAAAGUAGUGACCUCUUUUUCAUAGAUACAACUGGAACCUUACAGGAUAAUAAAGAUGAAUGUGGGGAGCUUGACGAUACGCCAUUAAAUGUUGUGUUCAAAAGUAAAAAGAAAUACAAGUCAAAUAUAGAUCGAUAUGAAAUUGAAUGGAAUGAAAAAACAAAUGCAGAAUCAAAUCAACCUAUAACACCAAAGAGCGAUAAGAAGAAGAAGAAGAAACAAAAAUUAGAAGCUUUAGUUCGUGACGACGAUUCAGAUGGGGCCCCGGACGAAGUCCCAUAUCAAAGUGAAAAAGCGUCCGAAGUGGAUUUGCCAAAUAUAGAAAGUGUUAGUGAAUCAGCAGACGGUGCCAAGAAAAAACAUAAAAAGAAGAAGAAGAAAUCAGCGUCUGCUUCUAGUCAAUCGGGUGAAAACAUUGAUACUCAGAACUUAAUUGCUUCUAACUCUAAGAAACGUAAGAGGAAGUCUUCUAAUGCGGAAUAUUCUCAAGAAUCUGAAGAUGUCCAAGAGAGCGUGGAAACUGGAAAGCAUAAUGAAUUGGUCGGCAGCAAUAAAAAACGUAAAAUCUCGCAGAAUGAAGAUAACAACACAUCAGGCUCCAGUGAAUCUAAAAAUGCCAAGAAAAAGAAAAUGAAAAAUCGUGAUGAUAAUUACCAAGACACUGCAUUUACAUCAGCAACGACCGAAACACAAGUUAAGAAAAACAAAAAGCGAAAACAUAGAGAUGACGACGGCGAUAACAAGCAGACGAAGGUUAAAAAGGACAGUUCGUUCCAGGAAGUGCACGUGCCGCGUCUUCCGGAUAACAUUCUUCAGCAACUAGAUGAUAAGCCCAGAAAGAUCGAGAAGCCAAAAGUCAUAGCUACAUCCAAUUUCAUGGUUGAAAAUGCCAGGCAAAAGAGGGCCAAACCUUCAAACUACUUGGAAGAGAGCAUUUACCUUGAUAAAAAGUCCCCACUAACUAAAAGACAAAAACAACGCAUCAAAAAGCCUAAAGUGUUACCAUUUAUACCCACUGCUUCAAUAUCAGACAGUGGAUAUACGACAAAUUUCAAAAUUAACAAGCUGUCACAAGCUACGAGAUUUGAAGCAGAACCGGUCGUUUUUUCCAAAGAAACGUAUUUGCAAAAGAAUAAUAUUAAAAGAUUAGGAACUUAUGACCGGUACAAAAAGCAAAUGCAUCAUAAAAUGUCCAAAUUUUAAUGACAAUAAAGUGCCAACACACAAUGCAGUAAUGGUCAUGUUACUUGUUAGUCAUGUAGCGAACGCUGGCGUCGCGGCAUCUGCAAAAGUAGCAUGUCAUUAUUUUUAAUAUAUUACCUAUCUAAAAAGCAAAAUAAUUGAGUUUGAGAAAUUAUGUCAGUCAAUAGGUGGUCAAUAGCAUUCUGGAACAUAUCUCAUAAUAAUCGUAUCCAUUGUUGUCAACACAUUCAUUCUUGAUUUUUCAUGUAUCAAAAGUACCAACAUUCCAAUUGUUUUAUGAACUGAAAUGAAUGUCAUGUAUAAUAUAGUUCUUAAUAAUUUUGUGCCGAACUAUUUUAUAAGAAUAAUAAUUAUAAUUUUGUUUAGAACUAACCGUUGUUCCCACUUAAUAUCAGUAUCGUGAUCUUGAGUCUGUUAAUAGUUUUUAGAUUGAUCAUUUCGUUAAUUGACGUUUUAUGUUAUUUAAUGUUUGUAAUAUUUUUAUUAUUAUUGUUUUACGACGUAAUGCCAUUGUAAUGCAAAAUUAAUGACUAUACUACUUCAAAUCUCCCGCCAUCAGGAUAAAGUUACCUAUGAUGUCCGGUAGGUGGCGUGAGAGAGCAACUAAAAUGGUAUUGCCCAUGUGCUCUUACUCUAAGACUUAUUUAUUUUAAGUUUGAAUUGUUGUAUUGUAUCUUUGAAUAAAAUGUUCUUUGGCAUUUAAUAAUUAUUUA
Molecule: messenger RNA, 6994 nt
Organism: Cydia fagiglandana
Lineage: Eukaryota; Metazoa; Arthropoda; Insecta; Lepidoptera; Tortricidae
Product: transcriptional regulator ATRX-like
Exons: 26
Coding region: 117-6281 (2054 amino acids)
Source: RefSeq, a predicted model, not a curated record